Colletotrichum karsti is the source of this 1611-nucleotide messenger RNA. Its product is annotated as carboxylesterase-lipase family protein. The record is from RefSeq and is a predicted model, not a curated record. NCBI's taxonomy places the organism in Eukaryota, Fungi, Ascomycota, Sordariomycetes, Glomerellales, Glomerellaceae. The transcript has 3 exons. Bases 1 to 1611 code for a protein of 536 amino acids.
AUGGGCAACAAUAUCUCUUAUCAGCAAAAGCCCGUGGACCUGAGUCUGGGCGGCAAAGGUACGAUCCGUGGCCUCCAGUUCGACGACAAAUCUCGCCGAUUUACAGGCGUUCCGUAUGCGCUUCCCCCGAUCGGAGAAAACAGAUGGCGCAAGCCGCAACCGUUGCCGACCUCAUACUCAUACACCGAUGGGAACGGAGGAGCAUAUGAUGCGACAAAAUUCAAGGCAGUGUGCCCCCAGAAAGCUUUCCAUGUGGUGAAGCCCGAUGGCGGGGGCGCUGCACACAGCGAAGACUGCCUGUACGUCAACAUCUGGACUCCUGUUCCCAAGGAAGGCGAGGAAAACAAGAAGUGGCCGGUAAAGCUCUGGAUUCAUGGCGGCUGGUUUCAGAUGGGAGAUCCUUCGCAAGAGCCGGGGAUGGACGCUACAGAGCUGAUAACGACGGGCGGACUGAAUGCCAUUGUUGUGGCGAUCGGAUACCGACUGAACGUCUUCGGAUUCCUUGCCGGAGAGGACAUUCUGAAGGAUAGCAACGGAGAAGCUGGAGGAAAUUUCGGUUUACUCGAUCAACGUGCGGCGGCCGAGUGGGUGCGAGACAACAUCUCAUACUUCGGAGGCGACCCGGAGAACAUCACACUCGCAGGUCGGAGUGCUGGAGCAUACAGCGUUGAAGCUCAAAUGUUGUACGACUUCCGCAAACCUGGCGACAAGUCUUCGCUCUAUCGACGAGUUUUCAUGGACUCCAAUGCGAUUCCUGCGCAGCCCAAGUCUUUGGCAGACGUUCAGGGCCAAUUCGAUGAGCUUUGCGCAUACUUCAAGAUCGACGCGGGUUUGACAGGUACCGAGAAGCUGGCCAUUCUGCGUCAGAAGACUUCCGACGAGCUUGUGCAGGCCAUUCCUCAUUUGAAGAAUCACACAUUCCGACCCGUUACGGAUGACUUGUUUAUACACUCGGGAAUGAUAGAGUAUCUUCAAGGGAAAGAGUUCGCCGAUGAGUUCAAGAGGCGAGGUUACAGACUUCUCAUUGGAGAAGUGCGUAACGAGGAAACAUUGUACUCUUCGUACAACGCGCCUACCGAACCGACACUAGAGGCCCUCCGACUUCAAAUCUCCAACUACUAUGCCCCGGAUGUCACCGACCGAGCUAUUCAGCAGUACAAGUUACCAGGAUCAGACAAGUUGGAGGAUUGGCAGAAGACGUUUGGUUCGAUCGUGGCUGACGGCCAAGUGCGAGCGCCUUCUCGGGCGUUGGCGAAGGCGCUAAUUGACAACGGCGUCGACAUUCGAGACGUAUGGCGUUACCAGAUCGCGUACCGUCUAUCCUUUAUCGAUGAGAAGGUGGCGCCGGCUUCUAUGGGCGUCGCCCACGCGAUGGACAGGCCCAUUUGGAAUUUCUCCAUUUGCCAUGGCCCGACCCCGGCGGAAAGACAGUUGAUGGCGGACUGGAUUCAGAUUCUGGUGGCUCUUGUGAAUGACGACGACACAUACAGAUUCGGCACGACAUCGAUUGACCAGAUGAAAGUAAUGACGCCGGAGGGCACAAUUGACAUUCGACCAGAUGAGCGUUGGGACGAGCUGAUACACUUGGGCAAGAUCCUUGCUGGUAACUAA